Messenger RNA from Oncorhynchus kisutch (coho salmon), 4725 nucleotides. It is a transcript of the gene pcbp4, whose product is annotated as poly(rC) binding protein 4. Gene Ontology annotation, molecular function: RNA binding. The record is from RefSeq and is a predicted model, not a curated record. The coding region runs from base 274 to 1311 and encodes 345 amino acids. The transcript has 14 exons. Lineage: Eukaryota; Metazoa; Chordata; Actinopteri; Salmoniformes; Salmonidae.
CUCUCUCACACACACUCUCCGUCUCUCCGUCUCUCUCUCUCUCUCUCUUUCUCUCUCUGGUUUAUUGCCACUCUGACAUCAGGACUAUUGCAGUUGAAGGCUUUCGCUCCGAGAGGGAUAUAUCAUUGUCAGCUACUAUUUCCCAGAGGCGUUUUACACACCAUACCAAGAGGGCUGUGAAGAGAGAGAGAACCUCUCCCUUCACCCUGAGAGUCUGUCUGUCUGUCUGCAGAGCAUCUUUCAUGCGUCUCCUUGUGUCAGUCUCACAUCAACAUGAACUGUGAACAGGACUUUGGAGAGGGGGGCAUGAACGUCACCCUUACGCUACGGCUCCUCAUGCACGGAAAGGAAGUUGGCAGCAUCAUCGGAAAGAAAGGAGAGACGGUGAAGAAAAUACGAGAAGAGAGCAGUGCCCGUAUCAACAUCUCAGAGGGCUCGUGUCCAGAGAGGAUCAUCACUAUUACAGGACCUACAGACUGUGUCUUCAGAGCCUUCACUAUGAUCACUCUCAAACUGGAAGAGGACCUCACAACUCUGGUAGCCAAUGGCACGGUCACCAGCAAGCCCCCCGUCACCCUACGAUUGGUCAUUCCUGCCAGCCAAUGUGGUUCUCUCAUCGGGAAGGGCGGCUCCAAGAUCAAGGAGAUCAGAGAGACCACGGGGGCACAAGUACAGGUAGCAGGAGACCUCCUUCCCAACUCCACUGAGAGAGGAGUGACGAUAUCCGGGACCCAAGACGCCAUCAUCCAGUGUGUCAAGCUCAUCUGCACUGUCAUUCUCGAGUCACCUCCGAAGGGGGCCACUGUUCCAUAUCGACCCAGCCCCUCCCCAGGAACAGUCAUGAUCUCCGGGAACCAGGUGUUCGAGGCGUCUGAGUACGGGUCACACCCCCUCUUCCAAUUGGCCCAGGGAGGCCUGGAUCUACAACAAACGUACGCUGUACAGAACCAAUAUGGCAUUCCACAUUCAGAGUUGGCCAAGCUUCACCAGUUGUCUAUGCAGCAGCAAGGCCUGGCCGCCCAGAUGAACCAACAGCAGACCAACUCUGUCAUACCUGGAAUGGACUCCAAUUCACAGACCACAUCACAGGAGCUACUCAUUCCAAAUGAUCUCAUUGGCUCCAUCAUCGGGCGUCAGGGCACCAAGAUCAAUGAGAUCCGCCAGGUGUCAGGGGCUCAGAUAAAGAUCGGUAGCCAGCUGGACAGCACCAGUGAUAGAGCCGUCACCAUCACAGGGACACCCAUCUCUAUCAACCUGGCCCAAUACCUCAUCACUUCCUGCCCUUACCCAAGCCAUCACCCUGACUUAUAGCACCCACUCCUUCCAUGAGAGCCAGAAAGAUCCCCCCCCCCCCCCCUAAAAUAAUCUGUUACAACCUCCAGAAAUACACACCUCUUUUAUCAUUUAGAUUUUUAAUCUCCUUUUGAUUUGAUUUCUUUAAUUUCACUCAAUUUCUCUUUUUUUAACAUGUCUUUUAUUUCUUUAACCUUCUAAUCCUUUUCCAUCCGUUACUCCCUCCUUCCCCCUUCCCCCUUCCCUUGUCCUUCCCUCCACCCUCCUUCCCUCCCUACACCUCCAACCCCCCCCCCUCUUCCUCCACCUCCUAUCCUCCUCCUCCUAUCACCUUGUGCAGUUUAGAGACCGCCAAAUCCACCGCCCAGUCUUCCUCCAUGUCGACCCCUGCUGACCUCACCAUGGCCUACAGCCAACCGCCCUCCCCAGCCCAGUCUUCAGCUGUAGCUGCUGCCACCCUGGCUGCCAUGGGCUGCCCUGGCAUGUCCCACCCCCACCCCCACGCUGCAGUCCCCAUGAUGGGCACCCACCCCUAUGGGGCCCUCCCCCUCUCCAGCCUCCUUGGAAUGCAAUCCAUGAAAUCCAUCCAAUCUGUACCCUUCCUGGCUUUAUCCAACCCUGCCGCCAAUGCAGCCGCCGCCGCUGGGGCCCAUGCCCAGGCCCAGAUCUCCUACACAGCGAAGAUAUCCUCGGCCAACGGGAUCGGGAAGAAACCGGAGAGACAGAAGUUUGCGCCAUACUGAUGACGUCCGUCUCCAUCCCUCCAUCACUCCAUCCUUCUCUCCAGCUGUUUUUGUUGUUGUUGUUAUAUUCCUCCAUUCUCUUCUCUCUUCUAGUUGUGUAGUACAUUCUAGAGACUUUAGCCCUUACCUUCAAUACCCUAAGAGGAACUUUGGAUUAGUUCGUAUAGAAAGCUAUAUUUAUGUUGUCAGGCCAAGGAAGCCUAUCAAGCCAUAGUCUGUAUCUCAAAUGGAACCCAUCUCAAAUGGAACCCAUCUCAAAUGGAACCCAUCUCAGAUGGAACCCAUCUCAAAUGGAACCCAUCUCAAAUGGAACCCAUCUCAGAUGGAACCCAUCUCAAAUGGAACCCAUCUCAAAUGGAACCCAUCUCAGAUGGAACCCAUCUCAAAUGGAACCCAUCUCAGAUGGAACCCAUCUCAGAUGGAACCCAUCUCAAAUGGAACCCAUCUCAGAUGGAACCCAUCUCACCUUUAUAGUGCAGUUCUGUUGACCAGAGCUAAUGGUGCUCCAGGGUUCUAGGCCCCACCAGGGUUCUGAUCAAAAGUAGUGUAUUGUAUAUGGAAAAGGGUUCUGUUUGAGAUGCAGCCACAGACUAUUCUUUCCUUCACUUUUAUCCUCCUCUCACCGUCCUUUCAUUCUACUCUACUGCUUUUAUUUAUUAUUGCCUUCUACUGAAAUAUUCCCGCAACGAGUUUCUACAUUUAAACACUGGUGACUGAUGCUCGACUGUAUGUUCCUGUAUCAGCUUUUAUACAAUGAUGUGUGUUCCUUCCUUUAUACAACUCCAGGUUUUUUUUUGUAUUUGAAGAACGAUGUAAAAAAAAAAAAAAUACGUUUUUAAAAAUGACUUCAGAAACUCUCUUUUAGUGUUAUUUUUGUCAUGUUUUUUUGUCACAUUUUGUUAGAAAUGUGUUGUUUAAUUUAUUUUAUUUAUUAUGAUGAGUAUUACUUUUACAAUAAAAUGUUAGUUUUUUUUAGGAGGAAAAUGGCUCCAGGUACUACUACCAAAACUACUAAUACUUCUCUUCCUUCCUGUCUCUUUUGACUAAAGAAGGCCUUUCUUCCUGUCUGUCUCCUACUAAAGCAAAGUUGUUGUUUUUAGCAACGUUUCUGUUGAAUAGAGAGAAAGUGUUUUUCCACAUCUUAUAUGUCAAUAGAAUGAAUAAUUGAACACGCUAAAAGCAGGGUACAUGUAUUUCCAACUGUCCUACUGGGAUUUAUACACCUAAAGCCCUCUUGGGAUGAGGGAUGAGGGAUGAGGGAUGAGGGAUGAGGAUGUUUUUCUCACCCCGGCUGUCAAACUAAUAUGACACUUACUAGCUAUUCUUGACUAAUUCUGCAUGUUAGCUCGGCCACACACACACACACACAAGCGCGCGCACACACACACACACACACACACACACACACACACACACACACACACACACACACAGGUUAAAACACACAUUGGGCUGGGUCUUUGUGUUGACAGACUCUAUAGACCUAAAUAACCACAAGCAGUGUGAAAGACAAGCAAUACUGAAGUGAAGGAGUGCAUCUGCUGUAGCCUACAGACCAAUAGAGACAGACAGGACAACAUAUAUACUACUACUACUAGCACUGUAAUACAUUAUAACUCUAUCUUACUGGGGUGUUAUUGCAUUAGAGACGUUUUGUGUUGAGUUUUUAUAAAUAUGCCGUAAAAUAUGAACUCACUUAUUUUUAUAAAAACACCGAAACGAUGUAAGUUGUAGGGUAUUUACUGUGUUCACUUACUAGUAAAUCGCUCAUUCAUAGCCUGUCUCAAAAGCUGCCUUCUUCCCUGUACUGUGCACUACUUUUCACUACACUCGCUUGACAUAUAGUGCACUGUGUUGGCAAGGGUGCCUUUUUCGGGAUGCAGACACCCCACUGAACGUUGUUGUCAAAACCUUCGUCCACCGUGUGUGUUUUCUGUUCUCUCCUAACGUCUCGCAACUGUAGCCCAUUUGCAUGAGUUCAAUUUGAAUUGAUGUCUAUGCAAAACAUCUCUUGAUGGUUCAGCUAAAUAUAUGUGUUGUUCUGCGUAGCUCGUAGUAUCACUGAGACAAGAGUGACUGAUAGGAACGUUUUGGAGAGGAUACAGGGGGAUUAGCUCGGGACGCAACAAUCUGGUAACUCCACCCGUUGUUUUUCUAGAAAUCCCGUUUUGAAGAUUCCCAGAAUCAUCAGGAAAUCUACAAUCUUCCAAACCGGAUUUCUGGAAAACCUGGGAAUUUUGGAGAAAGUUACAAGAAUUUUGCGACCCUAGGAUCAGCAAUGCGGCAUUUGUUUUGGCUCGGGUUUUUUUAACCAUAAGGAUGACUAUACUCAUUCCAACUCUUUCUAAUGCGGAAGACACAUUUCAGUUGAAGGCAUUCAGUUGUACAACUGAAUUAGGUAUCCCCCCUUUCCCUUCCCUUUAAUACACAAUAUGCACAUGACUAUAACCCAAUCAAAAGGACACGAAACAAUACAAUAUUGCACUUAAACAUGAGCGUUUCUGUUGUCGUGGCAGAAUAGAUAUCAACAUAUUCUAUUGAUUAGAUACCGUCACACUUCUUACAAUGUCUUUUUUGUUGUUGCUUAAAUCCUCACAGGAAAAGUUCUGUCGUUUGAAUCCACGUGAAGUUUUCCUCUGUUGUUUCUUUCUAUACAUGCCAUUCUAAUAAACAAAACAAUAUGCAUCUA